UAAUCCCAGACUAAAAUUUUAAGUUAGAACGAUUGGAGUAGAAAAGCUGUUUCUGGGCUAAAAGAUAAAUUUUCCAAUCUAAAAAAUUUAGCUUUUAGCCCAACCAUUGGAGAUGAUCUAAAGGGUCCAAAGGGUUGAAAAUAGUUCGAAAAUCAUCUUUGACCAAAGGCCAAGCCAAAUGGCUCGUGGGCUCCACUGGACAAAAAAGGUUCAAGGGGCCAACAUUAAACAACAUUAAAUAACAUGAAACAAUACUAAACAAUAUUAAACAACAUUAAAUAACAUUAAACAACAUAAAAAAAAUAUUUUACAACAUGAAAAUUAUUGACAAUUCAUAACAUAAAAUUAUUGAGGUAAUUUAAUUUAAGUAACUAUAGUAAUUCAAUUAAAAUAAUAAAUUAUGUUUGCCUCUAUGACCCUUUGGCCCUAGGUUGGAGAUGAUUUCUUUUCACAAGACUAUGUUUGGCCUUUGGCCCUCUGAUCCCUCGGUUGGAGAUAGUAAGAAAUAUGAUCUUGCACUGUUCAUUAAAAUAUUAAUUUCUUAGAAGGUCAGAUGGUUAAAACGAGUCUUUUGGCCCACCUUCGGUUGGAGAUGGCCUAAGAGAUGAAUUGGUGAAGCCGAAGUGUUAAGUUACAGUUAGGGAGGACUACACUAGUUUAGAAUCUUAAGUGUUAGGUUAAGUAAGACAAAAGAUUAUACUGAUCAUCUACGUAAUUUUAGGAAAACUAAUGAUUAAAGAAGAGGGCACAGUAAAAGAUUGAUGACCAGAUAAUCCCUCAGAAUGAUCAUUUUUUUGUACGUAAAAGUUUAAUUAUUCAUAAUGGACAAGUGAUAUAUAAAUAGAAUGUUAUAAAAAAUCAGAGUGCGAAGUACGUAAUUGGUGAUUGCGUUUUUGGUCUGCUGUAUGACUUUAACUUUCCUUCUAAGAGCAUUGGGUAGACAAAGGGAAAAAGCAUGCCACAAGAUAGUGCCGAAUGGAAGAAAAGGAUUUGAUCGCUUGUACACCUAUGAGAACCCCAGCAGUUCAUCUUUGCUUACGGAAGGUAUCCAUGAUGACAACAACAACAACUAUGCAUCACACCAGGUGUGAACCGCGUCCACUCAGCGUGAGUCCCCGUGCUUGCACUGACAAUGAUAAGCUGGGAAAUAUGGCAGUGGGCUCUGAUGUUUUCAUUCCAAGUAGGUCGUCUUUACAUUGCACUGGUCCUCAUGCUGAUGGUGACUAUCAGGAGCAAGAUAAUGUGCUGCAGGCAUGUGUUGGUUCAAAUCCCAGCGAGGAUGUUGCAAUUAGCGUUGGUGAUCUGCACGGUGAAAACACUGUUUUCGUCCAAGCACAUAGCAGGCCAAGAGUUACUCCAUCAGGGUGCGUCUUUAUUCUCAAUAGCAUCGGAUUAGAAAUAUUGUCGGCCGGUUUUGAUCAGGUUUCCUCCCCACGCAAGCCUCUUUAUGCACUAAUCAGUUUGUUGUUGGCUAUUGUCGGUGUGGUUACUUGCAUCUGGGAGCUCAUUCACGGUCAAAUGAAGGAGAAGGGUAAAGAUGCAUCUUCAAAUAGCAUGGUUUAUCGUUCGUUGCCUGACAUCUUUGGAUUGGGUCUUGCUGUAAUUCAAUGUGUUUGCUCGGCAGAGCAAUAUUAUUUCCACCAUCGGCAAACUGGUAAUCCCAUGAGACUGUCCCCCGUGGCUCUCUAUUUCUAUGUUUGUUUGGUGGUUUUAAAGUACAAUUGGAGGGUGUAAUCGAUUUGAAUUUCAGAAUAUUUUAAAUGACAUUUUAUAAAGUGACUAAUUAUUAAACAUUUUAUUGGAUUCUAUAAUUCCAUAUAGAUUUGUAUGUAUUUCUGUUACAGAUUUGGAUUUGUUUGGUGGUUUUAAAGUACAAUUGGAGGGUGUAAUCGAUUUGGAUUAGUUCUUGCCAUUGUUCAAUGCAUUUGCUCGGCAGUGCAGUAUUAUUACCUCUGUCGGCACGCUACUAAUCCUAUAAAACUGUCCCCUGUGCCUGUUGUAUUCUUUUUCGGUUUGGUUGAUUUAAAAUUAGUUAAGACUCAGAGGUACACCGUUGAUGACACCCUUGAGAAUGGUGCUUAACCAAAGAUAGACUAGAUUUGAGUGAACACAAAAAUGAUUCUCAAAGAAUAAGAUCGACCAGCGGAAGGUUUUCUUAGCAGGGAAGCAUGCCUUGAAGUUGUCACCUUUAACGUAUAACGAAAGCUCAUAUAUAGCUUCUUUGUAGAAAUACAAGAUCCCUGUUCAAUAGAUUAUCAAGUUCGUUUA
Molecule: messenger RNA, 2268 nt
Organism: Pyrus x bretschneideri (Chinese white pear)
Lineage: Eukaryota; Viridiplantae; Streptophyta; Magnoliopsida; Rosales; Rosaceae
Exons: 6
Coding region: 976-1734 (252 amino acids)
Source: RefSeq, a predicted model, not a curated record